AUGAUGCCGCAGCAGGCCGAGCUGCGCGCCAAGGUUGGGACGCCGGACUACAUGGCGCCGGAGCUGCUGCUUGGGGAGCGGCACGGCAGGGGGGUCGACCUCUGGGCGCUCGGCUGUCUCGCCUUUGAGCUGCUGACCGGCUACACGCCCUUCACGGGCGGCACGGUGGAGGAGGUCUUCGAGCACAUCCUCGACCACACCGACGCGGAGGCGAUCCGGUGGCCCGAGGAGGCGGGGCACCUCUCGGCGGAAGCGGUGGAGCUCGUGGUGGAGCUACUGCACCCCCUGCCGGACCGCCGUCUCGGCGCCGACGGCCUCGCGACCCUGCGCGACCACCCCUUCUUCGGCGCCAACGGGUGCACGGCAGCGCCGCCUAGUGGAUCGGCGGGAAGGGAGGGGCAGGCGUUAAUCGACGAUCUGAGCGAGGCGAGCGGCUUCGACGGAUCGAGCGCCGUGCCGGCAGCCGCAGCCCGAGACGGCGGCGCCGAGGCGCAGUCCGUUCCAGCGGUGUGGAUCGCUGCGGCCGUGUGCACCGACAUAGCUGUCGGCGCUACGGAGCGGCGGCAGGCUGGGGAAGCAGAAGGACAGCCGGCGACGCCCAGCAUACAGCGGAGAGCAGGCAAGAAGAGAAUUUCACAAGUCAAGGCUCUCGCAAGAAGAGAAUCUUACAACAAAACUCCCUCGCACAACACUGGGCACGGGACUGGCGCGCACUGGCACUAA
This is a messenger RNA of Emiliania huxleyi CCMP1516, 723 nucleotides long. RefSeq lists its product as hypothetical. The coding region runs from base 1 to 723 and encodes 240 amino acids. The record is from RefSeq and is a predicted model, not a curated record. Gene Ontology annotation, biological process: peptidyl-serine phosphorylation; intracellular signal transduction. Gene Ontology annotation, molecular function: ATP binding; protein serine/threonine kinase activity. The transcript is spliced from 6 exons. Lineage: Eukaryota; Haptophyta; Isochrysidales; Noelaerhabdaceae.